This is a messenger RNA of Solea solea (common sole), 1334 nucleotides long. It is a transcript of the gene ch25hl2, whose product is annotated as cholesterol 25-hydroxylase like 2. Gene Ontology annotation, biological process: sterol biosynthetic process; cholesterol metabolic process. Gene Ontology annotation, molecular function: C-4 methylsterol oxidase activity; steroid hydroxylase activity; iron ion binding. The transcript has a single exon. Bases 123 to 1043 code for a protein of 306 amino acids. NCBI's taxonomy places the organism in Eukaryota, Metazoa, Chordata, Actinopteri, Pleuronectiformes, Soleidae. The record is from RefSeq and is a predicted model, not a curated record.
UUGCUUUUGCUUAGCCAAUACAAGGAAGCUGAUUGGAUCUCUCCAUUUGUUUAGACUCUUAUUUUUUGUUCUCGACUGGCUCUUGUCAGAAAAUAAUCCUCUUGGAUCGGCCCCUCUCUUGGAUGAGAAACGCUGUGUUAGUGAUGAGCACAGGCAGGGUAAUCAGAACUGAGGUUUUUUUCUGGAUGUCGAAUGUGGACAAUGAAACUGGGGGUCAGUCCCAGGACUUAGUCCUGCAGCCUUUUUGGGACUACCUCCAUCAGAACCACCAUGACCUCCUGAGAAGCCCUCUCUUCCCUGUGGUCCUCUCUGUCACCACCUACUUCUUCCUGGUUGGUCUUUACACUGUGUUGGACCUGCUGGCUCCCACCUGGCCCUACAUCAACGGCUACAGGCUCCACCCUGAGAGAGCAGUCACCUGGCCUAACAUCUGGACUACGCUGAGCAUCACCAUCUACAACCACCUGCUUUACAUCUUUCCCGCUGCAGUGGCGCAGUGGCUGUGGAGGCCGCCCACCCCACUGCCGCCUGAAGCACCCACUCUCUGGAGCUUCUUCCUUGGCAUCCUGGGCUGCAUGGUCGUCUUUGACUUCCAGUAUUACCUGUGGCACCUGCUGCACCAUCGGAUUCCCUGGCUGUACCGCACCUUCCACGCCGUGCACCACCAGUACAACCAGCCCUUCAGCCUGGUCACCGAGUACCUGUCCGGCUGGGAGUUGUUCUGCGUGGGCUUUUGGGCGACGGUGGACCCCAUCCUGCUCCGGUGCCACUGCCUCACAACAUGGGGCUUCAUGGUCUUCAACGUGUACGUCUCCACCGAGGACCACUGCGGCUAUGACUUCCCAUGGGCCGUGCAUAACCUGGUGCCCUUUGGCCUGUGGGGGGGCGCACCCAAGCACAACGCACACCACCAGCGUCCUGCGACUAACUUUGCCCCAUUCUUUGCACACUGGGACUGGCUGGCAGGAACCCACACCAUGCCAGCUCUGUCCGGCCACUCUGUCACUGCAGACCCAGACGAGCUUAAGGGGAGUGAAGACUGAAGAGCUCAUUCACUCAUUCUCUCACUUCUUUUAUUCCAACACACUUGUUUCUCUCUCUCUCCCCCGACUUUGUCUCUUUCUCUCUCAUAUCAUUAAACCCACUCACUGUUUUGAUAUCCUCCACUGCUCUCUAACAGUCCACGGAUGUUCUUCACAGUUUAGCAGCUGAUUAUGACUCUAACAUUUGGAAUCAGGCACUGUUGCACUAUGCACAUUUAUUUCUAUAUGUUAAUAUAUUGGUAUUUUGUCUCAAGUCCAAUUUUGUGUAUGUGUAACAUGUUUUUCAGCUUC